Molecule: messenger RNA, 996 nt
Organism: Talaromyces proteolyticus
Lineage: Eukaryota; Fungi; Ascomycota; Eurotiomycetes; Eurotiales; Trichocomaceae
Product: Alpha/Beta hydrolase protein
Exons: 2
Coding region: 1-996 (331 amino acids)
Molecular function (GO): hydrolase activity
Source: RefSeq, a predicted model, not a curated record
AUGGCGACGCUAGUGCCUGGAGCGAAUUUCGGAAAGGAGUUCACCAACUUCAACAUCCUGCAGGCUACCUAUAAAAUUGUGGAUGGCCAUGAAAUCCGUGCCGAUUUGUUGAUUCCAAAAUCCCUCUCAAAAGACAAAGCGCCAGUCAUUGCUCGGUUUCACGGGGGAGGACUGGUCCGAGGAGACUCCAUCUAUGCAGCCUGGUUUCCUUUAUGGGUUCUUGAACUGGCGGAAGAACACAGCGCUGUCAUAGUCUCUGCAAACUACCGCUUUCUCCCCGAAGUGACCGGUCUUGAUGUAUUGGAUGAUGUUGACGACUUCUGGACUUGGUUACACUCCGAAGACCUCACAAAGAUCCUCAAACAACAAGAACAUCCCAUAAGCCUUGAUCUAGACCGGAUUCUCACUGCUGGCGACUCAGCAGGUGGGUUGCUUAGUGUUUAUCUCACUCUGUCCCAACCCGAUAAUAUUCGCGCUGGAACUGCUGCCUAUCCUGCACUUCAUUGGGAUAAUCCACCUUUAUUACCUUCAACGAUAAGCGCAUUUAUAAGUCACGUACCAGAGUCCUUCAUUGAUGAGUAUCUCACAAAUAUCAAGCCUGGACACGUGGAAUCCUCUGACCUCGCCCUCCAACGUGUGGACCUAUCAUCAGCUAUUACCGCGAAUCAAAGAGGAUACGGAUUCUAUAUCCGUGGUUCCGAUGCAUCGUCCCAGCGCGAUCGGUUAUACCAGCUUUCUAGACUAGACAAAGCAGACGCCAGGCUUCCGCGCGGUGGAUUGGUGAUCCUCCACGGCGUAGAUGACGACCUUGUGCCGAUUGGGGCUAGUGAGAGAUUUGUGGAUAAGGCGAGAAAUAUCCUGAAAGACAGACAAGGUGGUGAUAGGGUGGUUCUGAGUCAACAACCAGGUGGUCAUGGAUUCGAUGUGAAUGCAUCGGCGAAGGAACAGUGGCUAGCUGAUGCCUUGAAGGUUGCCAUAGAUACAUGGCUCGAAUGA